Molecule: messenger RNA, 417 nt
Organism: Closterium sp. NIES-65
Lineage: Eukaryota; Viridiplantae; Streptophyta; Zygnematophyceae; Desmidiales; Closteriaceae
Source: the annotation of a GenBank genome assembly
AUGGGUGCAUAUGGUGGGAUCACAGCAUCGGGAUUCUCCUACACUCCUGACAAGUUCAUCAAGGCUGGAGUCGGUUACCUGCAUGCACCAUGGAAGGACAUGGCAUGUCCGCCUUUCCCAACCAUGCUCUCCAUCGUGCAGAGCAUCUCCCUCGCCAUUGGCCGCCGCCACAAGGUGGCUGUUCACUGCCAUGCUGGCCUAGGAAGGACAGGCCUUGUCGUUGCAUGUUACUUGGUUGCAGCAAACUCCCUAGCAGCUGCUGAUGCUGUGGCUGUUGUGAGAGCAAUGAGGCCUGGAUCACUACAAACCAGGAAGCAGGAAGUCUACGUGGCUGAGUUCCAGGCAUUUGUACGUGGAGAUGCCGCCACUGGGUUGCAAGAACAAGCCCCAUUGUUGGCCGGGCAAUACUCCCCUGAG